CAAAAAAAUGGCUAAACCCGCCGUUCUCCUCUGCCUUGUGUCUCUCAUCUCAGCAAUGUGGACGGCCGCUGCUAGAAUUCCCGGCGCCUACUCCGGUGGCCCAUGGCAAACCGCUCACGCCACCUUCUACGGCGGCUCCGACGCAUCCGGCACAAUGGGUGGGGCUUGUGGGUAUGGGAAUUUGUACAGCCAAGGGUACGGGGUGAACACGGCGGCGUUGAGUACGGCGCUAUUCAACAAUGGGCUGAGCUGUGGCGCGUGUUUCGAGAUCAAAUGUGCGAAUGACCCGAGAUGGUGCCAUUCGGGUAGCCCGUCGAUUGUCAUUACGGCUACCAACUUCUGCCCGCCCAACUUUGCUCUGCCCAGUGACAAUGGCGGCUGGUGUAACCCUCCUCGCCCGCAUUUCGAUUUGGCCAUGCCUAUGUUUCUCAAGAUCGCUGAAUAUCGCGCCGGUAUCGUCCCCGUCGCCUACCGCCGGGUGUCAUGCCGGAAGCAAGGGGGGAUCCGGUUCACAAUCCAUGGGUUUAGGUACUUCAACUUGGUUUUAAUCACGAACGUCGCGGGUGCAGGGGAUAUCGUGAAGGUGAGCGUGAAGGGCACGCGAACCGGGUGGAUGAGAAUGAGCCGGAACUGGGGUCAAAACUGGCAGUCAAACGCCGUGUUGGUGGGCCAGGCACUGUCUUUUAGAGUCACAGGCAGUGACAGACGGACAUCCACCACGUAUAACGUGGCGCCAGAUGAUUGGCAGUUUGGUCAGACCUUCAUCGGCAAGAAUUUUAGGGUUUGAAACGAGGAGAGGACAGACCAAUAAGAGUGAAGAGUUGGGAUUUGACGUGGCGUGAGGUGAUUGGAGUAUUCUUGAGUGUGAAGUAAAUAUAUGACGUGGAAGAAGGCUGGGGAGGCUGAACAAAAGUGUGGUCCACAGUCCAACAUGAUAUAAUAUAUUUAUUUUUAUAAUUAAUGUGUUCCCAAGCAUUUUUAUUUAACAACAAAAUGAAUUAUGUAUUUUAGCUACUUUUUUAUAUACUAGAUUAAUUGUUAAUUUAAGCUCAA
Cucurbita maxima (winter squash) is the source of this 1053-nucleotide messenger RNA. RefSeq names its product expansin-A4-like. The record is from RefSeq and is a predicted model, not a curated record. Bases 8 to 787 code for a protein of 259 amino acids. Gene Ontology annotation, cellular component: extracellular region. NCBI's taxonomy places the organism in Eukaryota, Viridiplantae, Streptophyta, Magnoliopsida, Cucurbitales, Cucurbitaceae. The transcript is spliced from 3 exons. Gene Ontology annotation, biological process: plant-type cell wall organization.